This is a messenger RNA of Loxodonta africana (African savanna elephant), 1422 nucleotides long. It is a transcript of the gene RFESD, whose product is annotated as Rieske Fe-S domain containing. The transcript has 5 exons. The coding region runs from base 93 to 503 and encodes 136 amino acids. Gene Ontology annotation, molecular function: 2 iron, 2 sulfur cluster binding. Lineage: Eukaryota; Metazoa; Chordata; Mammalia; Proboscidea; Elephantidae. The record is from RefSeq and is a predicted model, not a curated record.
CGCGUAGCGCGGUGCUUUGACUCGCGGAUUCGCAUCACGCGGAGGCCUCGGCGGCCCCUCCCGCGGAGACGGAGCGUGGGACUCGAGGACCCAUGGACCCCACCAUCUCUGUACAAAAUCCUGAAAAGAAGGAAGAUUCUUCUGUAUGUGUUGGCAGAGAAGAUGACAUUAAAAAAUCUAAAAGAAUGACAGCUGUUGUCCAUGAUCGAGAAGUGGUGAUUUUCUACCACAAAGGAGAGUAUCAUGCUAUGGAUAUUCGCUGUUACCAUUCAGGAGGACCUUUACAUUUGGGAGAAAUAGAGACUGAUACGGAUGUGAUGCUUGAGCAAGAGGCAAUACGCCUAAGGACAAAACACAACAAAUGGGAUAGCAGGGGACAAAGACGGCUACACCAACUCCUAGAUGUACAGAUGGGUGUGGCAGUUUCAGCCCACUCUCUCCAGAUGUCACGCUGGAAAAUUUCCCAGAGUCCCUGGCUCCUAGAGAGAGUUUCCAGGAAAUGAAGAAACAGUCGCUGCUCUUCCCCUCUUGCUAAAAGAAUGUAAAAUGAUAGUAUGCCUUUGAAUCCCACUAUUAGGCUACAAGGAGACAAACAUACACAAGUAGAGAACAGAGAUUAAGAAGAAAAGCAGCUACAUCCCAACAAAAUGCCUCCUAACAGGGUAAAAAGACUCACAAAUUUGUGACCAUAUGAAUGCAUGGUAGUAGGAACAACACAUGUAAAUGGCCCAUAUUCAAUAACUGGUAGGGAGCCCUGGUGGCACAGUGGUUAAGAGCUCGGCUGCUAGCCAAAAGGUCAGCAGUUUGAAUCCACCAGCUGCUCCCUUGAAACUCUUAUGGGACAGUUCUACUCUGUCCUAUAGGGUCACUAUGAGUUGGAAUCAGCUCGACGGCAAUGAGUUUGUAUACAAUUAAAGAAUAAAAGUGGUGUCUGCAUGAGAAAUUGUAUCUUUAUUUUUCUCAGAUUUUGUCACCUAAAAGUAAUUAAAAUGGAUCAGUUUCUAAUUCCAUUAUGUAUUUGAUAUAUGUUUUGUUUGGUGGUACAAAUGGUUAAGUGCUGGACCACUAAUAGAAAGGUUGGUGGCUCAAAUCCACCCAGAAGUGCCUUGGAACUAAGGCCUGGAGAUCUGCUUCUGAAAGGGCAGUCUUGAAAACCCUUUGGAGCAGUCCUACUCUCCCCACAUGGGGUUGCCAUGAGUCAGAAUUGACUCGAUAGCAAUUUAUGACUGCAACAACAUGUUUCCAAGUAAUGAAUUUGUAUAUUGACUAAGGGUCACUUUUUUUUUACUAUUUUAAUACUUUUAAUAAAUACUUGUUAUUUCUGUAACAAAUUAUCCCUGUAGAAAAUACAUUUUCUCUAUAAUUUAUGUGGCUACUGGCAAGUAGCCAUUUCCUAAUUUUAUGACUCACUUGUAAUAUAUG